Messenger RNA from Microthlaspi erraticum, 822 nucleotides. NCBI's taxonomy places the organism in Eukaryota, Viridiplantae, Streptophyta, Magnoliopsida, Brassicales, Brassicaceae. The record is from the annotation of a GenBank genome assembly.
AUGGUUGAUGAUUCCAUCACAGACGCUGAGCUAUUCCAUGGCCGUCCGAUUUCCAUUGAUUUCGUCAAGAAACGCAAGGCGAAUUGGUUCUGGAAACUGAAACAGUGGAAGAUUGAUGCGCGUCGCAAGCAAUGGAUUUAUCAAUGGAAGAGAGCAAAUCCAGGCGAAGAUUGUACACUGAAAUCUCUGCGAGAGAAACUGAUCACUGAUAGAAACACAUCCAGCGACAGAUUUUCUUGGAAGAUUGAUGAUGAUGAUGACGACGAUGAUGAGACUGAUCUUGAAAGAGCAUCUUCUGCUAGUAGCCCAACGAGUGUCCUCAAGAGCAAAGAAGACGACUGCUUCUGCUGUUCUAAGCAAGUCACUGAGGAAGAUCAAGAAGAGGCUUUUGACGACGCGUUUGACAAUUUCGACGGUUUCAUCGACGCGUUAAGCUUCUUUGAGAACGAAGAUCCAAAGCCAAAGACUGAGAAGCUCUUUGAGAAAGAAAAGUCAUCAUCAUCUUCGGGUAUUCGCAGCAAGAGGAGGAAGAAGAAGAAGUCGAAAGAAUGUGACGACGACAAUGAGAAGAGUGAGUGUCCGAUUUGCUCUGAAGAGAUGGACGAAACUGAUCUAAGCUUCACACCAUGUCCUUGCGGGUUUCGUUUAUGUCUCUUCUGCCAUAACAAGAUCAACGAGAACGAUGGUCGUUGCCCAAAUUGCAGGGAAAAGUAUGGCAAGACGAGUAGUAGUAAUCGUAGUGGUGGCGAAGUAAGUUUCCAGCAACGUGGUCGUGGCACGUUGCGUUUGUCUCCUUCGUUUAGAGGACUUGACAGAGCAUAA